AUGCUCUUCGGCAUCCUCGUGCUCACUGUCCUCCUCGUGCACCUCCUCUUCCACCUCGGAGUGCUCCUCCACAUCCCCCAUGUCGCGUCUCUUCGUCUGUGGGGUUCCUUCGACACUUUCCGUCAAAUCAAUUGUAUCUCCUUUCUUCCCAUCCUCAUGUUCACUCGCGCUGUUCGCGUCGUCUUCAUCGACGUCUUCAUCGACAACGUCGGCCACGUCAUCGUCGUCGGCCUCGUCGAAGCUAUCCUCCGUCCCGUCGACAUCGAUGGGGUCCUCCUUGCCCGGGAUCGCGUCGGGGUCGCGAUCGACGUCCGGAACGCGAUGUGGCCCCGAGAGCGGCUGGGAUGCGUGCGUGUGAUCCGGGUCGGAGACGACGUCGACGUCGAGGGGGGCGCCACGGUCGAGCGAGACGUCUGCAGACACGCCCUUUACGUUGGAGACGACUUCCGGCGGGUGGAAGGAUGCGGCUGUGAUGGGAGUGAUCGCGGGGUCCUCGGACGUAUCCGCGUGGACAUGAGGUGGUUCUUAUGCCACGAGGCUUUCGGUCCCAGUCGAUUGCUCAACGUUGCCCUGCUCUGCGGCAUCGGGCGGCGAGGCUUCUUGGUCGGGGACGGCUGCCUGUUCUGGCAUGGCGUGAGGGGGUGGGAGACGGGAGCCGUGACUGUUGCGGUUUGA
Molecule: messenger RNA, 675 nt
Organism: Chondrus crispus (carragheen)
Lineage: Eukaryota; Rhodophyta; Florideophyceae; Gigartinales; Gigartinaceae
Exons: 1
Coding region: 1-675 (224 amino acids)
Source: RefSeq, a predicted model, not a curated record